AUGGAUCCAGAAAAAAAUAAAAACGAUGUGACAGUUGACGAUAUUCUAGAAAUCUUGGGUCCGUAUGGUAAAUACAAUAUUUACAACUACAUACUCAUACUCUUCCCCGUUUUGUUGUCUGGGAUGUACUCUUCUGUGUACAACUUCGAGGCCAUGGAUAUAAGAUACAGAUGCUCGACCCCAGAAUGCGAGGAUCCCAACGUUAACUUCACAGUUCCACAUCUUGAAGACGGUACACCAAAUAAAUGUCUGAAAUACGCAACGUUUUCCAACCUGACUGGUUCCAACGACACUUGCUCGCCACAUUACUUCGACCCAACAACGGAGAUUGAAUGCGAUUCUUUCAUGUAUUUUGAGGAACACUCCAUUGUUAAGGAGUUCAAUUUGGGAUGUCAGCAAUGGAAACGUUCUCUAGUGGGUACAAUCCACAACGCAGGAUUCUUUGUCUCCAUACCUUUAACUGGCCUUAUAUCAGACAAAUUCGGGAGACGUUGGGCACUUGUGUUCGCGAGUGUAUCAAACGGUGUAUUCGGUGUUAUUCGAGCAUUUUCUGUUAAUUACAACAUGUUCAUAAUUCUCGAAUUUCUUGAACCGGCGCUCGGUGGUGGAGUUUAUACAGCGUGUUUUGUACUUGCCCUGGAACUGGUUGGUCCACGUGGUAGAGUGCUCGUAAGUCUUCUGUUCAACAUGAUGUUCAUUCUGGGAGGAGUGUCCGUGACUAUACUAUCCUGGUGGCUUCAAAGCUGGCGAUACCUUCUCUUAGUAAUCUAUAUACCAGCAAUCCUAGUCUUCUUUUAUUUAUGGUCACUUUCUGAAAGCUUCCGUUGGCUGUUCAGCAAAGGUCGUUAUGAGGAAGGCUUGAAUGUCCUCGCUAAGUUUGAGAAGGUCAACAACGUGACUGUGCCCAAAGAGCAUUACGAUCUGGUAGAAAAAGCAGCCAUGAAACAGAGAGAUCAGAGGAAAUUCGAGGAACAGCUCACAAAUCAGUCUACCUUCAAACAGCUUCUAAUGUCACCUAUGAUAUGGAAAAGACUGUUCACGUCAUCGUUCCUCUGGUGUUCAUCCACAUUGGUUUAUUACGGUCUAUCGAUUAACGCCAUCGAAUUAUCAGGCAACAGUUAUCUUAAUUACAUAGUUGUAAUUGCAAUAGAAGCCCCUGCGAACAUUUGCAAGCUCAUCUGUCUAGAUCGCUUUGGAAGGAAACGGGUUAUAGCUAUAGCAUAUAUGAUGGCCGGCAUUAUUCUCAUCUGUUGUGGAUUCAUACCAGGUGGCAAUUGGUCUACCGCUUUUUAUUUAGGCGGUAAAUUCUUUAUAACGCUCGCAUACAAUUCGCUUUAUAUUUUUGCUGCUGAGAUUUUCCCAACCAAUUAUAGAACAACAUUGUUAGCGAUUUGCUCCACUCUUGGCAGAAUCGGUUCUGCGGUUGCUCCCCAAACUCCAUUAUUAGCACACGUAUACCAAUUCCUGCCAACUCUCGUCUUCGGUAUAAUGUCAGCGAUGUCAGGUUUACUUGUGCUCACAUUACCAGAGACGAACAAACAGAAAUUACCUGAUUCACUCAAAGAAGCACAAGACCAAGAUAGAAAAAUAGAUUCACAAGACGAAACAGUUGAAAAUAAAACCAGGCUUUAA
This is a messenger RNA of Danaus chrysippus (African queen), 1632 nucleotides long. The record is from the annotation of a GenBank genome assembly. NCBI's taxonomy places the organism in Eukaryota, Metazoa, Arthropoda, Insecta, Lepidoptera, Nymphalidae.